Uranotaenia lowii is the source of this 1826-nucleotide messenger RNA. It is a transcript of the gene Cluap1, whose product is annotated as clusterin-associated protein 1. The transcript has 3 exons. The record is from RefSeq and is a predicted model, not a curated record. The coding region runs from base 113 to 1471 and encodes 452 amino acids. Gene Ontology annotation, biological process: cilium assembly. Gene Ontology annotation, cellular component: centrosome; intraciliary transport particle B; cilium. NCBI's taxonomy places the organism in Eukaryota, Metazoa, Arthropoda, Insecta, Diptera, Culicidae.
GAAACCUUGGUUGAAACAAAUUGUUAAAACAAACUGCCGCCGCUUGAGAAAUGCAUUAUUGAAAAAUUUGAGCUACGAUAAACAAGUGUUGUGUCGCGUUGAAUCCGGGAAAAUGUCCUUCAAAGAUGUCCGAGACCUCUCCGAGCACCUUAAACUACUGGGCUACCCGAACAACAUCCCAAUAUCGGUCCUCAACACCCCGUACGGUGGCCCGGAAAGCUUCAAGGCCUAUUCGGAUAUCCUCAGGUGGUUGGUAGGUCGUCUAGAACCGAAUCUAACAUUGGCCGGGGGAACCCGAUCUGAGCAGGAUCGUAUUUUGUUCGUCCGUUGCGCCACCGAAUUUCUCGUGACCAAGUCCAGCAUCAAACUAAACCCCCGGAAGUUGUACGCGAGUUCGGCCGCUGCCGCUAAAGAGUUGCUCAAGGUGACCUCCCUGUUGAUUGCCUCCCCGAAGGUUACCGGAAGUGAAGAUGAAACGGUGAACUCGCACGUGGAGAUCGACCUUUCCGAUAAGAUGGACGACCUGAAGAAGGUUCGCGGAUUGUCAUCGGAGCUGACUAAUCGUGGAGCCGCGCUGUACGAUCUGCUGAAGAAGGAACUAGUCAAUAGGGAAACGAGGACAUUGCAGUCCAAUCGACCAUUGGAACUGGUUCACGUCGAGAAGGUUAUUAAAACUGCCAUCGGUUCGUUGGACGGGAAGUUGACGAAUUCUAAAACGACCUUGGCAAGCUUGAAGGCCGAGAACUCAAAUCUGUCGUCGAAGAUUCAACGGAAAGCGUCUGAGCUGGAGCGUUCGAAGCAGCGACUGCAAGCGCUUCAGAAAGUUCGGCCGGCUUAUUUGGAGGAGUUUGAAAAGUUGGAGAUCGAGUUGAAGGGUCUGUACGAGCAGUACAUCAUACGAAUACGCUGCGUAGAUGCGUUGAAGUCGGCGUUGAUCAUCAAGAACCGAACUCCGACGCCGACUUCUCCGAUCGCGAAAAUGGUGGAUAGCAGCAUGACGAUCUUGCCGGAGGGUCUGAUGGAUUCGGAUGACGAAAACGACGAUGAUGACGUGGACGAUUUCGAUGAUCGGGAAGAUGUGAAGCUGAAGACGGAUAAGAGGGUUUUGAGGAGUGAGUUGCUAAAUCGGGAUCGUGGGUCGACGCGGUUUCGAACUAGGAGUAGCCAUCAUGUAGAUCAGGGAAGUGGGCCGUCGGCCAUCAGUGGAUUGGAUCGUGUGCGGAUGAUUGGAGGCAUGAACGACGAUUUGGGGCCGUUGGACAGUUCACUAGGGAGCUCGGCAGAUUCCGAGAGUGAUCUGGAGAUGGGCGGCAAUGGCUUGAUUGAUCAGCUAAGAUCCGAAGACGACGACGACGAGGACGAGGAGGAGGAGGACGAAGCCGAUGUGCUCGCCAAACUUACCCGGGAAAAUUCGACCCGCAAUCGGAGCGCCAAGCUGCACCAGGACCAUCAGAGCGAUGAAGAUUUUUAAAGUUUUCUCUUCAGCUAUGUCUUUAAAAAGGUGUUUUCUUUACCGAUAAUUUAUUAAUUUAUUUAAAACAUAAUUGAAACAAUGUACAAUAGGAGAAGGUUUUCUAUUAUAUGGUACAAGAUCUUAUAGAAAGUUGGAGUCAAGUGUGAUUAGUGUGUUUCGUGGAAGUGUUCGUGAGUCACUUUAAAACUUAGUUUGAGCAGUGUUUGUUUUUGUCCCAAUUACAGUUAACUUACGCGCUAAUGAAACUUUUUUGUUAUUCGUUUUUUAAGAGUAGAUAAUUUGGAAAUUUUUGAUUGCGUUGCUGCAAAACUUUAAAAUAACGUUUGCUUAUAUUUUUACAUAAAAUACAUAA